CAGGGAUGCGCACUCGGUAGAGGCUCUUCUCUGCUCGCAGACUUUCAGUCCAGACGGGAGAACGACAGAGACAGAGUCGCCGACACCGAGGGAGGGAAGAAGCCGCCGCGCCGCGUAGAUCGCAGUCUUCUUUGCCCAAUACACACGCACUCGACAUGAGCGACAACAAGGAAUACAAGCUGGUGGUACUGGGAAGUGGUGGUGUUGGUAAAUCUGCGCUAACUAUCCGCCUCGUGACCGACAACUUCCUGGAGGACUAUGACCCCACAAUCGAGGACAGCUACCGGAAGCAGACAACUAUUGACAACAGUCCAGCACUGCUGGACAUUCUGGAUACGGCCGGUCAAGAAGAGUACACGUCCAUGCAGGACCAGUGGAUGCGUGAAGGCAAAGGCUUCCUGCUUGUGUACAGUGUAACCAGUCGUAGCUCCUUCGAUGACAUCUCCGCCUUCAAGGACAAGAUCUUGCGUGCCAAGGACGUGGAUAAUGUGCCUAUCGUGCUGGUCGGCAACAAGUGCGACCUGGAGACUCAGAGACAGGUGGCUGCUAAUGAGGGCAAAGAACUUGCUCGCCAGUGGGGCUGCUCCUUCAUGGAGACCAGUGCCAAAGAGAGAAUAUUGAAUGAGGAGUGCUUCUAUCAGGUGGUGCGCGAGAUCAGGAAAUCCGAGCGCCCCGUGCGUGUGGAGCGACCGCAACCCCCGCAGAAGCCACAGAAGAAGUCGGGGUUCAAGUGCACGAUCCUAUAGAAGCGCACGAGUCUUUCGAGCUCUCGCCACGUUGCGUCGCGUCGUACGAGGCCCUCAGCUUCUAUCGUCUCGUCACGACGUUUUGCUGCUUACAUAACAACAGUCAGUUUAGCCCACUUCAGAAUCCAAUUAGCCACUCGCCACCCCAUCGCUCUACUCGCUCCCUUGUCUCGUUGUCAGCCUGAUCGCUAUUCCAACGGACACUCGACGGAUCGAUCGCUUGCGCAUUCGCUUUCAUUAGCGCAAGUCUUCUAUUUGAGAAUGUUCGUUCGCCGUAUGGGUGCUUGCUUUGUUAGCGUGGAGUCCUGCGUCCAAUUCUGGCGAGGGUGCGUUACUGCGGUUGGUAUCACGUUCAUCAUCUACUACAUAGCAUAACAACAACAGACAAAAACUUUUUAACUAAAGUUGUAAUAGUCCUAUGUGGCUUCUUCUUGCCAAGACGAAUUUCUGGUGAGCACAAUCCAUGAAAGAACAGUCAACCAAAAAGCAAAACGUUUGAUCUUAACUAUGCA
Messenger RNA from Phytophthora nicotianae INRA-310, 1258 nucleotides. RefSeq lists its product as hypothetical. The transcript has 5 exons. Gene Ontology annotation, molecular function: GTPase activity; GDP binding; GTP binding. Gene Ontology annotation, biological process: Ras protein signal transduction. The record is from RefSeq and is a predicted model, not a curated record. Bases 156 to 746 code for a protein of 196 amino acids. Gene Ontology annotation, cellular component: plasma membrane. Lineage: Eukaryota; Oomycota; Peronosporomycetes; Peronosporales; Peronosporaceae.